Fonsecaea erecta is the source of this 771-nucleotide messenger RNA. RefSeq lists its product as hypothetical. Bases 1 to 771 code for a protein of 256 amino acids. The record is from RefSeq and is a predicted model, not a curated record. The transcript is spliced from 4 exons. NCBI's taxonomy places the organism in Eukaryota, Fungi, Ascomycota, Eurotiomycetes, Chaetothyriales, Herpotrichiellaceae.
AUGGGCCGGCUGGACGGCAAGAGCAUAGUCGUGACGGGCGCUGGGGCUGGGUUUGGGCGAGCCAUCGUCCAAAAGCUCACUGCCGAGGGCGCCUCCGUGCUGGGCGUCGACAUCAACACCUCUGAAAACGAAAAGACGGUCACGUUGUGCUCCGCCAACCCGGGCAAAGCCCACGCGUUUACAGGCGACAUCACGCUCGAAUCCUCAUGGCGCUCCAUCCUCUCGACGGUGCUCGAAAAGAACUCCAACCGCCUCGACGUGGUCGUCAACUGCGCCGGCGUGGUGCAUCUCGCCGGUCCGUCGCACGAAAUCGCCGAAGAAGAGUUCGAGAGAGUGUUCCGGGUGAAUGUGAAGCCGUUGUAUUUGAGCACCAAGGUGAUCGUGCCGUGGUGGAAGGAGAACAAGGUCCCCGGACUGUUUGUCAAUUUGAGCAGCAUCAGUGAGCCUCGACCGAGGCCAAAUCUGGUGUGGUAUGCCUCCAGUAAAGGAGCUGUGACGGUGGCGACGAAAGGUCUUGCCGCAGAGUACGCCGUCGAUCAGAUCAGGUAUAACUGCAUUCGACCAGCGGUAGGAGAAACGGCCAUGCUUGCCGCAGUACAAGGAGGGAUAGACACGCCAGAAGGACGCAAAAAGGUGCUGGGCACGAUCCCGCUCGGUCGGGUGUGUCAGCCAGCCGAUGUUGCAAACAUGGUGUGCUUCCUGGCGUCGGACGAAGCGAAUUAUAUCACAGGCGCAGCAUUUGACGUCGACGGCGGCAGAGGGGUGAGUUGA